AUGUCAAUAGCAAUCGAUGCAGCAAGGGGGCUGUGUUACAUGCACCAUGGUUGCUCUCCUGCUAUAGCACACCGUGAUGUGAAGUCCAGCAACAUCCUACUGGAUCUUCAGUUCAGAGCAAAGGUUGCGGACUUUGGCCUAGCUCGCGCAUUGCUUAAAGCUGGUGAGCCAGAGUCGGCCUCGGCGGUGGUUGGGUCCUUCGGAUACAUAGCUCCAGAGUUUGGAAGCUCGAGAAAGAUGAAUGAGAAAGUUGAUGUGUACAGCUUUGGGGUGGUUCUCUUGGAGCUGGUAACAGGGAGGUAUGCAAAUGGUGGGGGCGGGUACGAGAAUUUGGCGCAAUGGGCAUGGAGGCAAUUUCAUCAAGAUGAGGACAUCCAUUUGACAAAUCUGAUAGAUCCAGAUGUUCGAGAUCCAGCCUACUCGCAUGAGGUACAACUGGUGUUGAAGCUAGGGCUAAUUUGCACGGGCACAAACCCAUCUUCAAGGCCGUCGAUGAAGCAGGUUCUGCAGGUCCUACAACGCUGA
Messenger RNA from Triticum turgidum subsp. durum (durum wheat), 525 nucleotides. NCBI's taxonomy places the organism in Eukaryota, Viridiplantae, Streptophyta, Magnoliopsida, Poales, Poaceae. The record is from the annotation of a GenBank genome assembly.